GACAACAGAUUGUCCGCAAAUGACGUGAAUUCAGCCCAAAAUGAAUUACAAUUUCAUUCAUUCAUACCAUCGAAACCACAGCCACAGCAAGCGGUCAGACAAUCGGAUCCCAACAACAGUUCCGUCUAUUCUUCGGCCUCUUUCGAGCGCAACACCGACGACGAGGAGGACGUGCUGUUGGGCGGCGAGAGUCAGCCCAAGGGGUCGUCGGCCGGCUUCUGGCAAAUGGAGUUCUUCGGCCAAUACUUCGAUGUGACCACUGAUCAGGUGUUGUCGCGCAUACUCUGGUCAUCGAUUCCCGUUUACGGCUCCAAAAAAGGCAAUUAUCUCGACCGACACAUUCAUCUGACGCCCGAUCUCUACGGCCCGCUCUGGAUAUCGACCACUUUGGUGUUCGCGACCGCCAUCUGCGGCAAUAUUGCCAAUUAUGUCAAAGCGAUGGCCACUAUUAGUCCCAACAGUACGACCGAUGAUGAAUGGCAUUACGAUUACGCAAAAGUAGGUCUGGCGGCGUCCACGAUAUUCACGUACGUAAUGGCGGUUCCGGUGUGUCUUUGGUUCCUCUUCUGGUUCAGAGGCUGUUCUGCCAAUUACUCCCUUUUGGAGACGAUCUGUGUUUACGGCUAUUCGCUGUCAAUCUAUGUCCCGAUAUCCAUAUUAUGGGUGAUUAACAUACGAUUCAUACAAUUAAUACUGCUCUCAAUCGGAGCCAUACUGUCGGGCAGUGUUCUGGUGCUGGUGUUCGCGCCUGUGGUCCACAGCGAUCCCUCCAAGACUAUCAAAUCAUCAUAUCUUAUACUGAUUAUCAUUAUAUUGAUGCACGCAUUCCUCGCCUUUGCUUUUCUUGAAUACUUUUUCUGAUUUUUAACCAAUUUAUUAAUUGUUAUUUUAUUUCUAUAUAAUUGGGUCAAAAUGACAAACACUUGUAUUGAAUUUGUGAUCAUUUUAUGCUAAAAGACUAAAC
Medioppia subpectinata is the source of this 964-nucleotide messenger RNA. The record is from the annotation of a GenBank genome assembly. Lineage: Eukaryota; Metazoa; Arthropoda; Arachnida; Sarcoptiformes; Oppiidae.